Molecule: messenger RNA, 528 nt
Organism: Trypanosoma brucei brucei TREU927
Lineage: Eukaryota; Euglenozoa; Kinetoplastea; Trypanosomatida; Trypanosomatidae
Exons: 1
Coding region: 1-528 (175 amino acids)
Biological process (GO): tRNA metabolic process
Cellular component (GO): cytoplasm
Molecular function (GO): D-tyrosyl-tRNA(Tyr) deacylase activity
Source: RefSeq, a predicted model, not a curated record
AUGACCGUUCGUGUAGCACUCCAGUCGAUAGAGAAGGCAUCGCUUCUUCUUGACAACGAACAGCGGUACGGGUCCGUCGGUCGUGGAGCCCUUAUUUACAUUGCAUUUAUCGGCGCCGUGAGUGAAGACGCACUGAAAAAUGCUGUGGAUGUUAUUCUUACAGCAAACGUUUUCCAUAACUUGUCGUCAUCUGAUGCGCUGCCACGAUCUUCCGACUCUUUAAGCAGCUUCCCCUCAGCUGAUGUGCUUAUCGUACCACAGGCGUCACUUGGGGGAAAAUUGAAGGGUCGGAAUGUGCAGUUUCAUGCGUUGGUGGGGAAAAGUGAAGGGGAGUUACUCUACAACCAGUUUUGUCAGCUCAUGAGGAAGGCGCGUGGGGUUGACUCAACUACUGUUGACUCAAAUGGGGUUCCGCUGGUCGGAUCGGCGGUAGGUUCAAGUGCGCGGGUUAUUAAUGGCACGUGGGGUAACCGGCAGGGGCUGAGGUUGGAGUCGCAAGGACCUCUCACACAUGUUUUAGACUUGUGA